Scheffersomyces coipomensis is the source of this 432-nucleotide messenger RNA. RefSeq lists its product as uncharacterized. The coding region runs from base 1 to 432 and encodes 143 amino acids. The record is from RefSeq and is a predicted model, not a curated record. Lineage: Eukaryota; Fungi; Ascomycota; Pichiomycetes; Serinales; Debaryomycetaceae. The transcript has a single exon.
AUGAUAAAAGGUGGUAAAGUUCUUCUUCCGGACGAUGAAGAGGAUGAUAGAUGGAAAUAUGAUCCUUGGAUUGAUGGAUGGAAUUCAUGGAAAAAAUGGAAAAAUUGGAAAGAAACUCAAGAGUUUAGACCAAUAGUAAAUGUCACACUUCCAGCCAACAGUACUUACAAUGGAAAAGAAGCAGGAGCUAUUGCUGGUGGAGUUUUUGGUGGGAUCCUUGAUGUUAUAUUACUUUUUUUCAUUGUUCUACUAAUGCAUGAAUGUUUUAAAGAAGUGAAAAAUAGAUUUAAGAAGUAUAUGGCAAAGAGAAAGGAAAGGGCCAGGAUUAAAAGAAUACAAAGGGCAAAUGAUAUAGAACAACAAUUUGAAAUGAGUUCAUUGCCAAGUUAUCAGACUCAGGAAGGACCACUUCCAGCUUAUAAUAGAAUCUAA